Leguminivora glycinivorella is the source of this 1879-nucleotide messenger RNA. RefSeq names its product serine/threonine-protein kinase Aurora-2-like. Bases 203 to 1198 code for a protein of 331 amino acids. Gene Ontology annotation, cellular component: chromosome passenger complex; spindle microtubule; spindle pole centrosome. The record is from RefSeq and is a predicted model, not a curated record. Gene Ontology annotation, molecular function: protein kinase activity; ATP binding. Lineage: Eukaryota; Metazoa; Arthropoda; Insecta; Lepidoptera; Tortricidae. The transcript has a single exon. Gene Ontology annotation, biological process: protein phosphorylation; mitotic spindle organization; regulation of cytokinesis.
UACGUUAUUUAUUUGAAAAGAAAUUGGUUGCGGUUUUCUAAUAAAUCUUAUGGAAUAAUCUUCAUUAUCUUGCUUGUAUAGAUAGUUGUCAACUACGUUUACUUAUUGUAAUAUAGUGUUAACUUAUUAAAUGAUCGCUUGACAAAAGGAGAUCUUGCAGAAGCGUCACACUGCACCUGUAUUGUAUUGUUACAAUACAAAGAUGGAGAACAAGAAACCCGCAGGUGAUAAUUUCAAAGUGCCAACUUUGCCCGUCGGCCGCCCCUUACAGUCGAGCACCAAAACGAACAUCGCGGACUCGAAGGAAUCCACUUCGCCGGGCUUCAAGGGUGCACACGAGAAGAAAAGUUCGUGGGCAUUGACAGAUUUCGACCUCGGGCGCGCGCUGGGCAAAGGGAAGUUCGGGAACGUGUACCUGGCGCGCGAGAAGGAGUCGCGGUACGUGGUGGCGCUGAAGGUGCUGUUCAAGAGCCAGAUCCUGGACGCGGACAUCGAGCACCAGGUGCGGCGCGAGGUGGAGAUCCAGUGCCGGCUGCGGCACCCCAACAUCCUGCGCAUGUACGGCUACUUCCACGACGAGAAGCGCAUCUACCUCAUCCUCGAGUACGCCAAGCACGGCGCGCUCUACAUGCUGCUCAAGCAGCGCGGCCGCUUCGACGAGCGCGCCGCCGCCGUCUACGUGCGCGACCUCUCCAGGGCGCUGCUCUACUGCCACGCCAAGAAGGUCAUCCACCGCGACAUCAAGCCCGAGAACAUACUCAUCGGACACAACGGGGUGCUCAAAAUAGCCGACUUCGGCUGGUCCGUGCACUCCCCCUCCUCUAGGAGAAUGACUCUCUGUGGAACCUUGGACUAUUUAUCCCCGGAGAUGAUUGAAGGCAAGCCCCACAGUUAUGCGGUUGACAUUUGGAGUCUCGGUGUGUUAUGCUAUGAGUUACUUGUAGGAUUACCUCCGUUUGACGCUAAACACUCAAAUCAGACUUAUUUGAAAAUUAAGUAUGUAAUAAUUAAGUAUCCAGAGUAUGUGUCGGAGAAGGCAAAGGAUCUCAUGGGUAAGCUGCUGGUGGUGAACCCGGAGCACCGGCUGCCGCUGGCCAGCGUGCUGCAGCAUCCCUGGAUCGUAGAGAACGCCCCGCCGGGGGCGCUGCCUCCCGCCUUCAACCCCGACCCUAAUGCCAAACUAGAGAAUAACCAAUAAUAAUAUAUGUUGUUGACUAAUUAAUGAUAAUGUUAAAUGUGAUUUUAGAUUAUGACAAUAGCAUAACUUAAAAAUGCAUUGAGCUUAAUUGAUUGAAUUGGAAAAAAGGUUUAUUAAAAGUUCUGUGAAUGAUAUGUAUAUGUGCACAAAUGCCGAGGCUGGUAGUUACCAGCCACCAGUUGGUGUUUCACUGUAUUGUUUAUCAUAGUAUUCAAAUCUUCAAAUCAAUACCAAACACCAGAAAUAUUUUUGACAUUGUUGUGGUUGAAGUAUAGCAAGUUUUUACAUAAUUAUUUAUGAUUCCACUGUGUAUUUAUUUGCUAACAACUGUAUUAGGAUAUUAGCGUGUUUGCCAAAUGCCAACACUGCCAAGUAGGGCUAUCUGUAAAAUAAUGCCAUUUUAGUAGGAAUAUUGUUUGUCGUAGCAUAAUUUGUAUUUUUAUGAAAUGUAAUUAGAUAGCGAUUUAUCUGUAUGAUUAUGGUAUCUAUUUUGUAAGGGGGUUUGGGAAAUAAUGUAGUCAGCGUUGUCGGCCCUGCGUUUAUUACGUGUACACAUUUGGAGUCAAGUUUAUUCGCCAUGUUCAUUCACGCGACUAAUUAUGACUGAACUAGAUGUAAAGAAAUGUUAACUUAAAUCAUGAUCUUAUUAUAUAGUUUAAAUACAUAAUUUUAAAACUGAAA